UACCGAUACUAACUUUGGAAUCGCCUGUCCAAGAGCUAAAUGGCCAAGUAAACAUAUGCGCCUCGAUCCGAGAGGGGCUUCAUCGUAUCGUUUGGCACUAUCAACCCCGCAAUAGGUAUCCUCAGAGUUCCUGUAGAUGAGUUUGAAAGGGGGCCGCCAUCUGUCGGCUAUGCCUAUUGUACCAAUCACUAUGGAUCCGGCUUGAAUGACAGCUGUACCUCCCAAGUACCACGGCAGCUUAGGCCUACAAGCGACAACACCGGAACACGCACGUCAGAUCUACCAGCACUGGACAUUAGAACAACAAGACCACAGGUUCACCUUCCCACUCUGCCACGGUAGAUGUCAGUGCCACGCCAUGUCUCUCAGCCCAAGGGAUUCGAUAGCGUCGAAACCGAGGACGUGGUUUACCGCCGUUCGAGGCCACAAUCAUGUUUCCGCGAAUGCCAACUGGCAGUCUAGCCGCCGCAUGACCUCCAGCACCAACCCAUGGAACGUUUCACCCUUGCCGUCCCGUACUAUGUACUCCAAUGUUACGGCUCUCGCUCACUGCUUCUGCUUUACUUCUACAUAUCAUGCUGCCGCGCUUUGCUAAUUCGAGAACCGUAGCCGCAACCCCACAUCUCCGCAUUUCAGAAAGGCGUGCUCUACAUCACGUAAUGACGCACAGCCUCGCAUUGGGUUCACGAAUGCAGACCCGGUUUUACUGCCCGACCCAGGCCGACCC
Molecule: messenger RNA, 727 nt
Organism: Trematosphaeria pertusa
Lineage: Eukaryota; Fungi; Ascomycota; Dothideomycetes; Pleosporales; Trematosphaeriaceae
Exons: 2
Coding region: 206-595 (129 amino acids)
Source: RefSeq, a predicted model, not a curated record